Messenger RNA from Candidozyma haemuli, 4956 nucleotides. RefSeq names its product nucleocytoplasmic transporter. The coding region runs from base 1 to 4956 and encodes 1651 amino acids. Gene Ontology annotation, biological process: nucleocytoplasmic transport; iron-sulfur cluster assembly. The transcript has 2 exons. Lineage: Eukaryota; Fungi; Ascomycota; Pichiomycetes; Serinales; Metschnikowiaceae. Gene Ontology annotation, molecular function: ATP-dependent FeS chaperone activity; structural constituent of nuclear pore; ATP binding. The record is from RefSeq and is a predicted model, not a curated record. Gene Ontology annotation, cellular component: nuclear pore; cytosol.
AUGAAUUUCGGUGGCUCUAGUUGGGGCAGUUCGACUGGGUUCGGCGCUAAUGCCAAUUCCAGCGGCCCAACCGCCACUUCUGCGCCUCUUGGCGGUGGUUUAUUCGGCAAUUCCUCCACGCAAAACAACAAUCCAAACAACACCUCCAGCACUCAACCAGGACAGCAGGGUCUUGGCAGCAGUCUCUUUGGAAACAGUCAGGAAGGUUCAAACAAGAGAGCCAGUACGGGUCUUUUUGGUUCAAGCACCAGUAACCAACCAUCUGGUGGUCUUUUUGGCAACUCAUCUACAUCUUCUCAGGCACCAGGUGGAGGCCUUUUUGGGAACUCAGCUAAUAAGACUGGCGGUGGACUUUUUGGAAACUCUUCUACGCUGACCAAUACGGCGGCUCCAUCUGCUCCUGGACUUUUCAAUAAACCUGCAACUGGUGGUGCUCCUAGUGGGGGUCUCUUUGGCAACUCUUCUAGUAUCAAUUCCAGCUCUGGAGGUUUAUUCGGUGGAUCCAGUAAUACUGCUGGUUCGGGAGGUUUGUUUGGAAAUUCAGCUCAGAAACCAGCUACUGGUGGUCUUUUUGGAGGUUCUAAUACCUCUGGAGGCGGCAUGUUCAGCAAUCCAGCAACUUCAGGUGGUCUUUUUGGAAACUCCUCUUCCACACAACAACAGCAACAGCAACCACAACAGGCUUCAAUUAACAGUGCCGAUCCUUAUAACUCAGGCCAGAUCUUGUCCACUAUCCAGAAUUCAACAAAUACAAUGCCUGCUUCGCUUACGGGAUCGCUUUUCGCCAAUUCUUCCAUUCGCCUGCCUUCCAUUACAGAACCUUCGAAGCAACCACAGCGAAAAUCGUCUUUGCUAGGUAGAUUGGCUCAGACGUUCAAUAUUUUCCGUUACAAUACCGACAUGUCAAGCUCGAACUCUGGCGUUGGGAAAUUGAAAGGUCUUUUCACUCAGCUGAAUUACAUUCGUGAAGGACCUCAUCAGAAUCGUCUGAAUUUGGGUGUUAAGAAACCGCAAAAGAGAUUCUCUCGUUUACCUAUAGAAAAUAAGUCAGUGGGAGAAGUCAAGCGUCUUGUCAUUCAAUCAAGGCCCAGCAAAUUCCACCAAAUUAACGCCGACAAAGUCUUUAGCGCAAAGAAGCGUCGUGUUUUGGUGCUGUCUCUUGACAACCAUCUCAUCGGUAAUGAUUAUGAAGAAUUUGAUGUCGAUAAUGAAAACGUACAGCUGAAGGAUGAGUCUUUCAGAAAGGAAAAGACUCCACAGCAAAAGGAAGAACCCAAGCAAGAAGAGCAAACUGAUACCAACGGAUACUGGUGUUCGCCAUCAAUAGAAGCAUUAGAACAGAUGAGCCCUGAACAAUUGUCUUCCGUGGAUGGCUUCAUAGUCGGCAGAAAGUCGAAGGGUCAGAUUGCAUACGUUUUCCCUGUCGAUCUCACGACUAUUUUCGAUAGAUGCAGACAGAAUGACGUUCCUUUUUCAUCUGUUCUUUUUGACGAUAUCAUCAAAAUCGAAGACGGCUUUGUGAAGGUAUACUUUGACUACGAAGCUGCUAAACCACCCAUCAGUCGUGAACUUAACGUCCCUGCUAUCAUUACAUUGAAGUCAGAGCCUAAGAAGAGAUCCCUUGAUGAGCAUAUUAAGAGACUUAAAAAUGUCGUGGGUGCAGAGUUUGUCACGUAUGACCCUAUUGAAUAUUACUGGACUUUCAAGGUUAAGCAUUUCAGUGUCUGGGGUUUGAUUGAUGACAGUGAGGAUGAGGCUGACGAAACCGAGGACCGUAAGCGUAUACGUGCGGUCAAGAAGAAACAAGAUGAACAGGAGGAAGAGUCUUCUAGGUUAUACUCAAGAAUCUACGAAGAUCCAGCAUAUCAACAAGAGCUCAAGCGCCAGAAGGUUAUCAGACAAAGUGAAGGCGUUCCAGGAGCUUGGGAUUACGGCAGUAUAGCAAAGCAUGACACUUCUCUUGCAAUGAAGCAACAGGCAGUUGAGGAUGAAAUUACGCGGCAAGUGAAGUCUUAUAAAGAAGACAAAUCUGCUAAUGCUUUGGCUGCCAACGUCAGUGAUAUCACUGUCCAGUCAAGUUCCGAAGAAGACGAAGAAGAUGAUAUUCUGGUCGAUGUUCCUGCUGCAUAUGGCGACGACAACAAGUUUGACUACCUUAAACAGAUUGUUAGUGUGUUGCCUCCUUACACUGACAUGAGGAGUCUUGUGGAUGAGAAAGCUUACGAGCCUGUGCUAGACAGUGAGAAUGCCUUCCUCAACUUGAACAAACCAACUAAUUUGCCAACAUCUGAAGACUGGCUUGUUCAACUUGAGAUGUCUAAUGAUCUCAAUUCUGCAUUGACACCUUAUAUUGCUGUUCCACGUAAAUCUGGACUGGCUCUUCGAAAUGUGAACGACAUUCUAUUCUCAGAUUUCAACAAGAGCUCGGUUGGCAUUGAUCAAGUGUCUACACCUAUCAAGGAUAAAGCACCUUUGGCUGUUUUUGAGAAAGAACCAAAGCUCAAUAGCAGGAUUGUCACCAGUAUUGUUCAGACUCUUCUACUUAAUUCGCCUGUGUCGAGCAGGUCAAACAACCUUCCGUUGAUCAAGGUGCCAGCCAGCAUCACUUUUGCUGAAUUGGCCGCUAUCGAUCAAGAUAACUCGGAGGUGUUGAAGCUUGCAUCUAUUUUGUUUGAUCCUUUCCAUGUGAAGAACUCGCCAAAAUACAAAGACGUCGAUGAAACCGACAACAAGCUUGUCAACCGUCUACAGCAAAUUGAACAAAGGACGGCCCUUUCUGGAUGGCUCCAGCGUCACAAUAAAGAUAAGCUUCAGCUUUCGGGUGACACCUUGCAUAACGUUUUCAUCAAAGUCGUUAAUGGUCAGUUGAAGGAGGCUAUCGAGCUUGCAAUUUCUUCAAGGAAUGUGCACCUUUCAGUCUUGUUGACUCUUCUUGAUUCUAAUGAUAAAGCAGCUAAAGAAAUUGCCAGAUCCCAACUUGAAGACUGGCCCACGGAAGAUAACCUUGUUCCAGCGCCUAUUUUGAACAUUUACCACAUCUUGAGUGGAGAUUUUAGUGCUUUGGAUUCUAUUGUUUCUCCAAUCGUGAAGUUUGCUGUGCUUGUCAACUAUGGAAGUUCUACCACCACAGUCCAAGAAUUAUUGGAUAACGUUGACUUUGCCAACGACGACAGUGAAGUAGCAAGUCUCCUUGAGUUCUACAAAGAAUAUCAAAAGAACGGCAAAGAAGCAGCUAGCCGUCAACUUCAAGGCUCUGAAACCAAGGUUUCACUCAAGUGGACCCUUUCACAACUCUUAGAUCUCGAUAGAACGUCAAAUGACUUCUUCUGCGAGAAGUUCGGUUCAGGAUUGGAAGCUUAUGGUCUUUGGAAAGAAGCUCUUUUUAUCUACGCCAUGAUCACCAACGACACCAAGGCCCUGGAGAAGCUCAGGCAUGUUGUGAUGAGCAACGUGACACACAUCAAGGGUGAUACUGUUGAUGAAGAAGACUACUUGGCCAAUGUGCUCAAGAUCCCAAGAAGCUUGAUCUACGAGGCAGUUGCUGAGGAAAAGAACCGUGAGAAAGACUUCUGGGCCAAGGGCGAUGCCUUGGUCACUGCCGAAUUAUGGGACAGGGUUCACGAGAACAUUGUGGCCGAACUAGGCCCUACUACUGUGAUCCAAGGCGAUUACAGUGCCUGGAGUCGUCUUAUUGCCAUGAUCGAUCGAUUCCCAGAUAAUGGCCGUAUUAUCCCAUCGUGGAACCAAGGUGGUGGUCUCUUCUCAACCUACUUCGAGACCUUGCAAGCGUUUGAGAAGUUUGAAGAGGUUUCCCCAGAGAAAAUAACUUUCUUACUUGAAAACCUUGCUCAGUUUGACACUGAAGGCCGUUUCAAGUCUCGUGCAGCCGUGAACAUCAUGCUUAAGACUGUUGGUGACGCUGCGUUGGACAGAAAGGAGCCUUUUAAUGCCUUAAAGGAGAAGUUGCAGGCGAUCGACAUGGGCGAAAACGAAAAGGUUUACUUUGACAGCCAACCAGAACACUGUCCUGGCCCAGAAUCUGAAAAUGCUGGCCAAGGCGAUGCCUGUAAAGGCUGUCCAAACCAAAACAUAUGUGAAUCGCUUCCUAAAGGUCCAGACCCAGAUAUUCCAGCCAUCACACAACGACUUCUGAACAUUCAACACAAGAUCUUAGUGCUUUCCGGUAAAGGAGGUGUAGGUAAAUCAACCUUCUCAUCGAUGCUAGCGUGGGCUCUAGCAGCAGACGAAGAGCUCGAAGUUGGAGCUAUGGAUCUAGAUAUUUGUGGGCCUUCGCUUCCUCGGAUGCUUGGCGCCGAAGGUGAAAGCAUCCACCAGUCCAACUCAGGCUGGUCACCUGUUUAUGUAGCAGACAACCUUGGGCUCAUGUCGAUCUCGUUCAUGCUUCCCGACCCCGACCUGGCGAUCAUCUGGCGAGGCAACAAGAAAAACGGGCUCAUUAAGCAGUUCCUUAAAGACGUCAACUGGGGAGACCAUUUAGACUAUUUGAUUGUGGACACACCUCCUGGCACCAGUGACGAGCAUUUGUCUGUCACGACAUACAUGAAGGAUGCUGGUAUAGACGGUGCUCUCCUCGUCACUACCCCACAGGAAGUGGCCCUUUUAGAUGUCAGAAAAGAGAUUGAUUUCUGUCGCAAGGCCAAUAUCAAGAUCUUGGGCCUCGUGGAAAACAUGUCGGGCUUCGUAUGCCCUAGUUGCCACGGCGAGCUGAAAAUUUUCAAACCCACAACGGGAGGGGGUGAGCAGCUCUGCAAGGAUAUGAACAUUCCGUUCCUAGGCUCGGUGCCUCUAGACCCCCGUAUUGGGCGGGCCUGCGAUAACGGAGAAAGCUUUUUUGACGACUACGCGGAUUCUCCUGCUUCUACUGCUAUUUUAGACGUUGUUGAAAGACUCCAGGACCAGGUCGAAGUUAGCCUAGACAAACUAACCAUUUCUUAG